Messenger RNA from Aspergillus saccharolyticus JOP 1030-1, 1954 nucleotides. Its product is annotated as MFS transporter. Gene Ontology annotation, biological process: transmembrane transport. The record is from RefSeq and is a predicted model, not a curated record. The transcript is spliced from 4 exons. The coding region runs from base 254 to 1954 and encodes 566 amino acids. Gene Ontology annotation, cellular component: membrane. Lineage: Eukaryota; Fungi; Ascomycota; Eurotiomycetes; Eurotiales; Aspergillaceae. Gene Ontology annotation, molecular function: transmembrane transporter activity.
GUCCCCUAGAGCUUUACUGGUCCAAUGCUCAGGUGCUACCUAUAUGAGAGACAUCAUAUCAUAAUUUAUAAUUGAUACUGGAGAGGGUAGAGGGGCAGAAUCGCCACUUCUCGAGAGCUCUGAAAAGACCUAAAACAGCUGUUAUAUUCUCUGGUCAUCAUCCUUAUACAUAAUCACCGCGAUCUAGAGGAAGUCUUCGAAUCGAUAGCCGAGACUCGCCUUUGUUCUCCUGGCUGUGUCAAGCCAGACUACGAUGUCUUCUCCGCACAACCUUCCCCGGGAUGUCGACAAGACCGUUCGACCCAGCGAGGAAGAAACCACUAGGCAAUUUGCGCACUCCAUUGCGGAGACAACGUCCUCGGAAGAGACAGUCGACCAAAUCGAGGCUCUAGCCAACAUCCAGACCAGGACCUCGCGCAUCUCGAUACCGUCAUUAGUGCGGAAAGUGACAUCUAUCGGUACGACUGGAACAACCGACCCGAACUUUGAGGUCGACUGGGAGGAUGAAUUCGAUCGGACAAAUCCGAAGAACUGGACCCUCGGGUACAAGGCCAUGGGAAUGCUGUUCCUAUCAUAUAACACGCUCAUUAUCGUUCUCUAUUCGACCUCGUACACAUCUGGCAUUUCUCUGAUUGCUGCCGAGUUCGACGCUUCUACUACCGUGGUCACUUUAGGACUCACCAUGUAUCUUAUUGGGCUGGCCAUUGGGUCCAUGUUUAUGGCUCCAUUGAGUGAGCUCUACGGCCGAAAACCCGUGUCUAUCGGCUGUCUUCCAGUCUUCACUAUCCUGAUCAUCCCCUGCGCGGUCAGUAAAAAUCUGGCCACCUUGAUCGUCUUCCGCUUCAUUGGAGCGCUGUUUGGCAGUGUGAUGAUCUCGACGGCCCCUGGCAUGGUUGCGGAUCUUGCGCACGACGACCAGCGCGCGCUGGCCAUGUCGAUCUGGAGUAUCGGUCCCCUCAAUGGCCCAGUCGGAGGGUUCGUGACGCAGUAUUUGGGCUGGCGCUGGAUGGACUGGAUUGCUUUGAUCCUGUCCGGCGUCGCGCUGAUUUUCUCGUGCAUUCUCAAGGAGACGUACGGGCCCAUCAUCCUUCAGCAAAAGGCGGCUCGUCUACGUAAGGAGACUGGGGAAUCGCGUUGGUGGUGCCGUUACGAUCAGAAGGCCAGUUUGAAGGAAUUGCUGAAAAUCAACCUAAGUCGUCCGUUUGUCAUGGCCGUCACUGAGCCUAUCUGUAUCUUCUGGAACAUCUAUAUCGCCAUCGUCUACGGCAUCCUCUACCUGUGCUUCACGGCUUACCCGAUUGUCUUUCGCCAAAUCCGGGGCUGGUCUCUGGGCCUGUCCGGCCUGGCCUUUCUCGGCAUCGGCACAGGCUGCCUGAUCACCAUAGCUUGCGAGCCACUGAUCCGACGAAUGAUCAACAGUCAUCAGAUCGACCCUGAAACAGGCAAGCCCCCGCCCGAGGCCAUGGUCUCGAUUGUCUGCAUCUCGGCGCUUCUGAUCCCCGCGGGCGAGCUCUGGUUCGCGUGGACCGACUCCCCGGCCUCGGUCCACUGGAUUGUCCCGAUUCUGGCGGGUAUCCCCUUCGGUGCAGGCAACACGGGGGUGUUCAUUUAUGCGACGAACUACCUGGCGGGCAGCUACGGCGUCUACGCGGCCUCGGCCAUGGCGGGCAACUCGGUCAUCCGGAGUAUCCUGGGCGGCGUGUUGCCCCUGGUGGGAACGUACAUGUACUCGGGCAUCGGGCCGCACUGGUCCGGGACGCUACUGGGGCUGCUGGAGGUCCUAAUUGUUCCGAUUCCGUUCGUAUUCUACAAGUAUGGGUACAAGAUCCGCGAGAGGAGUACUCUCAUCCGGCGGAUGCAGGAGGACAAGAAGCAUCUGGAAUUGAAGCGGAAGCGGCAGUUGCAAAGAGGCGAGAUGGCGGCUGUGACGGAGAAGAUGAAGACGGAGGCUUGA